Babjeviella inositovora NRRL Y-12698 is the source of this 1269-nucleotide messenger RNA. RefSeq names its product type 2C protein phosphatase (gene PTC1). The transcript has a single exon. Lineage: Eukaryota; Fungi; Ascomycota; Pichiomycetes; Serinales. Gene Ontology annotation, biological process: protein dephosphorylation. The coding region runs from base 196 to 1086 and encodes 296 amino acids. Gene Ontology annotation, molecular function: protein serine/threonine phosphatase activity; cation binding. The record is from RefSeq and is a predicted model, not a curated record.
CUCGUAUCUGGGGUACCAAUCAUCUAUUCAUGCAAGUCCAUAUGGCUCUACGGCCCGAGACGUAGUCAUGUGCACAUAUCCUGCGUUUAGCUUGACAAUCGCGUCGGACAGAUCGAAACGGUGCAUAACAUUGACAUCAAAACGCAAUCUCUCCUCUUCUCUCAAAUAUUUUUCCAACUGCUUCCAUACUUUCACAUGACAGAACCCUCUACAGACCCGUGUUUCCGCCUCUCCUUUGGAGUAGGCGUCGCGGAGAACAAAAACUCCAAAUACCGCCCCACGAUGGAGGAUGUGCACACGUACGUGGCCAAUUUUGCCGAACGGCUUGAUUGGGGGUACUUUGCGGUGUUUGACGGCCAUGCGGGGAAACUGACGGCAAAGUGGUGCGGAAACAACUUGCACGCGAUUCUUGAAGAGGAAAUGGCGCAAAACGAGACCCAGGACCUCCGCGUGACGCUAAACAACACAUUUACCAAGGCAGAUGAGGCCUUGAAGGAGCAGCCCGGAAAUAGCGGCUGUACCGCUGCGGUGGCGGUACUCAGAUGGGAAUUGACAGAGCUGGAAGCCGAAAGUCCGGCUCUGGCGGACGCCCCGUUCGACUUUGUUCCCACAGCAAACCACCGCCGGGUCUUGUACACAGCCAACGUGGGGGACUCGCGGGUAGUGUUGUGCCGCUGGGGCAAAGCCUAUCGCUUGUCCUAUGACCACAAGGGCAGCGAUAUCAACGAAGCGGCGCGAAUCUCCAAUGCUGGCGGAAUCAUGAUCAAAUCGCGAGUCAACGGGAUGCUCGCGGUCACCCGUUCCUUGGGCGAUUCCUAUAUGAAGGACUUGGUUGUCGGAAAUCCUUUUGCAACCGCCACAGAAAUCACAAAGGACGAUAGCUUUGUGAUUAUUGCCUGUGAUGGUCUUUGGGACGUGUGCACUGACCAACAAGCCGUGGAGCUCAUCAAUAACGUGGAAGAUCCCGAUGCGGCGGCUCGAAAGUUGGUCAACCACGCCAUGAACAAGCUCACAACGGAUAACAUCACGGUCAUGGUGAUCAGGCUUGAUAAGCGGGUGUUUGAGUACAAAGGGAAGGCGGUGUAGGGGUGUCAUCCUCCUGUUGUCUGGUUUGAAAGUUUAACCGAGAUUUAACCGAGAUUUAACCGUCGCUUUGCGUAUCGGGAACCCUAUUUCGUUUGAGUCCAAUGGGACGGGUAUCCCUACUAGUAUAGGCUAUUGAGUAGUCUGUAUAACCCAGUAUUAAUCGAUUCGUUGGUUACUCCAAUG